This is a messenger RNA of Pungitius pungitius (ninespine stickleback), 2472 nucleotides long. It is a transcript of the gene lpar2b, whose product is annotated as lysophosphatidic acid receptor 2b. The transcript is spliced from 6 exons. Gene Ontology annotation, cellular component: plasma membrane; cytoplasm. The record is from RefSeq and is a predicted model, not a curated record. Bases 445 to 1545 code for a protein of 366 amino acids. Gene Ontology annotation, molecular function: lysophosphatidic acid receptor activity. Lineage: Eukaryota; Metazoa; Chordata; Actinopteri; Perciformes; Gasterosteidae. Gene Ontology annotation, biological process: regulation of metabolic process; adenylate cyclase-activating G protein-coupled receptor signaling pathway.
CUGAUGCUCAGUGUCACAGCGGAGGAGGACCGAGCCGCGCCUUUCCGCGCUCUCGCAGCAGAUCACUCCGCUCAGGUAACAACCCGCCCAAAGUAGACCGGAAGCGACGGAGGACCCGAUCGCAGGUGAGAGGUCGAACAGAAGAGGGAAGAAGCACCGGAGGAAUGGAGCCCCGACCGGACCCGAGCCGCUAAUUUCUUCUCAACUCGAACCGGAACCCGGAUCUACCGGAAGCCCGCCUUAACGCACGCGAGAAACCUCAGAAGAACAAAGUGUCUCCACAUUCUUCUGCUGGUGGUUUUGCUCAAGACUCAAGGAUCUAAGACCAAAGGGGGGGGGGGCGCUCCCCACGUCUGAUGGUCCCACCUACCUCCUCCCCACCAGAGAGGCCGAUGACAACCUAGACCCUUCCUCCCGUUCUCCAACGGCGCUCUGAUCCCCGACAUGGACAAGGACGGCGUGGACGAGGACGGCUGCAACGACACCCGCUCAGUCAGGUUCUUCUACGAGUUCAGCGGCAAGAACAUUAGCGACCACUGGCGGGACCGCGACUACGUCAUCGUGACCUUGGGCAUGACGGUGUCCUUCAUCGUCAUCUUCUCCAACCUCCUAGUCAUCGCCGCCAUUAUGAAGAACCGACGCUUUCACUUCCCCAUCUACUACCUGCUGGGGAACCUGGCUGUGGCAGACCUCUUUUCAGGCGUCUCUUACCUCCACCUGAUGUUCCACACCGGGCCCUGGACCAUCAAGCUGACCAAGGACCGGUGGUUCGUGCGCCAGGGCCUGAUCGACACCAGCCUGACGGCCUCCGUCCUCAACCUGCUGGCCGUGGCCGUUGAGCGCCACCAGACCAUCUUCAACAUGACGCUGCACAGCAAGAUGAGCACGCGCCGCGUCUUCAUCGUCAUGGUGCUCAUCUGGCUGGUGGCCAUCGUCAUGGGCCUUAUACCUACCAUGGGCUGGAACUGCCUGUGCAACCUGGACAACUGCUCCACCAUGGCGCCCAUGUACAGCCGCAGCUACCUGGUGUUCUGGGGCGUCCUCAACCUGCUGACCUUCUCCAUCAUGGUGGCCGUCUACACCCGCAUCUUCCUCUACGUCAGGCACAAGAGCCAGCAGAUGUCCCAGCACACGAGCCAGAGGAGACACCGCGAGACUGUCUUCAACCUGAUGAAGACCGUCUCUAUGAUCCUGGGCUGCUUCGUGCUGUGCUGGACCCCCGGCCUGGUCAUCCUGCUGCUGGAUGGCGUGGGCUACGAUGAAAGCGUGCUGCGGUUUGAGAAGUACUUCCUGGUUCUGGCAGAGUGCAACUCUCUGGUGAACCCGGUCAUCUACUCCUUCCGGGACAAAGACAUGCGGCGGACCUUCAAGGACAUCCUGUGCUACGUCUGCCGUCGCCACGGCGACCCCCCCGACAGCUCAGGGGUCCGCUUCCACACCAUGGAGCAAGAGAACUAUAAGUCUCGAGUUGCCGAGCCGACGGACCAGACCAACGGGAUUCUUCUCAUCCGUUCAUCAGAGGAGGCCACCACCUCAGAGGCCUGAUGCGAACCACCGGCAAAAGCAGCCGACACACCAGACUGUGACUGCGUGAAGAAGAGCUUCUUGUGGGUUAAAGAACUAUGGAGUCUCUGAAAGUCAACAAGAAGAACUGUUCUUCUAGAAGUCUCUGGUUCUUCUCCCUGGUCUCUGGUUCGGCUUCCUGGUAUCCUGAGGUCCAGGAGGAGGAUCUGCUGAUGCUUUGGAUUCAGCAGAUCCUCCUUAAGUUUUAUUUUAAUUGUAAGAUUACUGUCAGCGAAAACUAAAUGUUGGUUCAGGCCAACCUGGCAACCCGUCUUCAUUAAGGCUUUUUAUUCAUGUUUCAUUAUUCAUGAGAUGUUUAAUGUGUUAUGAGUUUAUAUUUGGAUGCUUUUAAUAGAGGUAUAUCUAUAUCUAAAAAGAUCUCGGAUAUAUAUAUGUAUAUUUAUAUAUGUAUAUAACACUAUAUAUAUAUAUAUAUAUAUAGUGUUUUCCUGUAACUGUGCCAUGUUAAUCCCAAAGAGGAAGAGCUCUGAUUGUUCCCAUGAUGCAACAGAAGCAUUCAACAAUCCGCUCAGCUGACCUUAUUGGUGGUCACAUGGUAGCUGUAGACAUUGGUGCUGUAUUAAUUAGUAGCUCGUCAGGAGCAGAGGUGAAUGUUUUAAAGUUGGGCAGGAAGCUGCCAUGUUCACUUCCUGUGGGUUCCCUGACAUACGGAGGGAGAAGGUCGCCCUCAUCUGGUCCCUGAGACCUGGUCCUGGAGGUCAGCACAGACAGGUUCUUCUGGGACACGUUUGCUCUUCUUCUUUGGUGUCUUGUUAGAUAGCUGGAGGAACAACAAGGAGCUCAAUGUUUCCUCAUCACAGGGUCAAAUAAAUCUGUUUGAAUCUGCUCAUGUGGACGGAUGCAAACAUUGUAACACAAACUGCAAAGCAAUAAAUGACCAUGAACACG